This is a messenger RNA of Microtus oregoni (creeping vole), 6939 nucleotides long. It is a transcript of the gene Tbc1d24, whose product is annotated as TBC1 domain family member 24. Lineage: Eukaryota; Metazoa; Chordata; Mammalia; Rodentia; Cricetidae. The transcript is spliced from 8 exons. The record is from RefSeq and is a predicted model, not a curated record. Bases 255 to 1943 code for a protein of 562 amino acids.
CGCUGAGACGCGGGGCGAUCGGGGUGGGCAGCCCGCAAGCGCGUGCUUGUGGGGCGGGGCCGCCUACGCGCGUGCGCAGAAAGGCCAGCGCGGUCCAGCGGAGAGCUGGAGGGAGCGGUGCGGUGCUGGUGCCGAGGUGUGAGAGAUGACUGACUGGUUGACAGAAAGUCCCCAAGGACGGGGCUGCAAGAUUUAGCUACUCUUAGUUCCCUUCCUGGCAGCCUGGAACCUGCCUCCCAGGCACCUCAGGCGCCAUGGACUCCCCAGGGUACAACUGCUUUGUGGACAGGGACAAGAUGGACGCGUCCAUCCAGGACCUGGGGCCAAAGGAACUGAACUGCACCGAGCUUCAGGAGUUGAAGCAACUGGCACGCCAGGGCUACUGGGCUCAGAGCCACGCCCUGCGGGGGAAAGUGUACCAGCGCCUGAUCCGGGACAUCCCCUGCCGCACGGUCACACCUGAUGCCAGUGUGUACAGCGACAUCGUGGGCAAGAUUGUGGGCAAGCACAGCAGUAGUAGCCUGCCCUUGCCCGAGUUUGUGGACAACACUCAGGUGCCCACCUACUGCCUGAACACGCGGGGUGAGGGGGCUGUGCGCAAGAUUCUGCUGUGUAUUGCCAAUCAGUUCCCCGACAUCUCCUUCUGCCCUGCCCUGCCGGCCGUGGUGGCCCUGCUGCUGCACUACAGCAUCGACGAGGCCGAGUGCUUCGAAAAGGCUUGCCGCAUCCUGGCCUGCAACGACCCCAGCAAGAAGCUCAUUGACCAGAGCUUCCUGGCCUUCGAGUCCUCCUGCAUGACGUUUGGGGACCUGGUGAACAAGUACUGCCAGGCAGCCCACAAACUGAUGGUGGCUGUGUCAGAGGAUGUCCUGCAGGUCUACUCUGACUGGCAGCGGUGGCUGUUUGGGGAGCUGCCCCUCAACUACUUUGCCCGUGUCUUUGAUGUCUUCCUUGUAGAAGGCUACAAGGUAUUAUAUCGAGUCGCUCUGGCCAUCCUCAAGUUCUUCCACAAGGUGAGAGCAGGCCAGCCCCUCGAAUCAGACAACGUAAAGCAAGACAUCCGCGUGUUUGUCAAGGACAUUGCCAAGACGGUGUCCCCUGAGAAGCUACUAGAGAAGGCCUUUGCCAUCCGCCUGUUUUCCCGCAAGGAGAUCCAGCUCUUGCAAAUGGCCAAUGAGAAAGCACUAAAGCAGAAGGGCAUUACUGUCAAGCAGAAGAGUGUCUCACUUUCUAAAAGGCAGUUUGUGCACUUGGCUGUUCAUGCAGAAAACUUCCGCUCAGAGAUUGUCAGCGUGAAGGAGAUGAGAGACAUUUGGUCCUGGAUCCCUGAGCGUUUUGCCCUCUGCCAACCCCUCCUGCUCUUCUCCUCUCUGCAGCAUGGGUACAGCUUAACCAGGUUCUAUUUCCAGUGUGAAGGACACGAGCCCACCCUCCUGCUCAUCAAGACCACGCAAAAGGAGGUUUGUGGCGCUUACCUGUCAACAGAUUGGAGCGAAAGAAAUAAGUUUGGAGGCAAACUGGGCUUCUUCGGAACAGGAGAAUGCUUUGUUUUUAGGCUGCAGCCAGAGGUGCAGCGUUACGAGUGGGUGGUCAUCAAGCACCCAGAGUUGACCAGGCCAACAUCCUUCAAGUCCUCAGAGACUGCAGCUGCUCCUUCCUUCCUCAGCCACUCUGUCUCUUCAGACCCUGCUGAUCGGCUGUCUCCUUUCCUGGCUGCCCGGCACUUCAACCUGCCCUCCAAGACAGAGUCCAUGUUCAUGGCUGGGGGCAACGACUGCCUCAUCAUUGGGGGAGGAGGUGGCCAAGCACUCUACAUCGACGGGGACCUGAACCGAGGCCGCACUGGACACUGCGACACUUUCAACAACCAGCCCCUCUGCUCUGAGAACUUCCUUAUCUCUGCUGUGGAGGCUUGGGGCUUCCAAGACCCUGACACCCAGUGAUGGGUCUGCGCUGGUGGUGACUGAGCCUCGUUGUGGGGUGACGGGGUGGAGGCCAAGCUACCUCUUGAGGGAGCAGGGCAUGAGUGAAACAACACCCCCAUGAAGCAGGCAGGCUUGCUGUGCGGUGGGGACGUCCUGCUUGGACUUGUUAGGCUAGGACCCCUGCACCCUACUGUUUCUGAGCUCAAGGGGCUAUUGUGCCCCCAGCCCUGUCCAGUGUCUGCCCUCACCCAGGGUCCUGGGUUGCAUGGAGGUGUCCAGUACCCAAGAUUGCCAGGGCUACAUUGCUCUGCCUCUGGUCCUCGGCCCCUGUAGGGAAAAGGACAAAUGAAUCUUGCCAAAUGUGGGUCUCUGGUGCCCCCUGCUGGUCCUCUGGCCCCCUGCGCUCCCCUGAGCUAUGUUUGCUGCUGCAGGACAGGAUAGGGGAGGGCAGGAUGUGUGCAGAGCUCUGCGGCCCCUCCUGUCCUAGAAGGGACAAACUCGGGAAAGCUGUCUUGUCUUUGUGUUUCUGCAAAGCCUGAAGCUCUUGCUGCAUCUCACUGCAAGUCCACACCUGAAGGUGGUCUCUGGAGAGACUUUCCUUGACCAGCGUGGCCAGUCAGCUCCAUUUCCAGGGUUCUCCUCAGAGCUGACUGGACUCUCAGGCUUUUUGCCCACCUUCUGUCCAUCCUUGUAGCCUCCUUGGACUCCUGUAGUCUUGGUGACUCUGUUCCUUUCCUCGUCGCUGUAAUGACUGAAGCCCAGGAUCACCCGAAUCCUAGCAUGGCAUGCUUGUCUCAGUCCAGCCUUCUGCCUUCCCAGGCCUGUGGUUCCCUAGACCUGUUCAUACAGCAUCUGAUAAAGCAGUGUGACUUCUGAUCUCUGCUGUCACUAUGGCUAGCCACAUGUCAUGUUUUCUGUGUGCUACCCUUCUCCCGUUAUGGCCUUCCAGUCUCUGGAUGUCUGUACUUCUUGAGCCCUGUACUGACCUGGCACCACAGAUGCCAAGGAAAGUGCUGCCUCUGAGGACUGUAGCAAGCUCCAUUUCCCCGUGACCUUCCGCCCACCCUGUGACCUCCCUCAGCUGGUCCUGAGGGUCUAGGCUCCACAGAGGAAGAGAGAAGAAGUUAACCCAAAUGGCUGGCUGGGGCCGCAGAAGUCUGGAUCAUAAGAACAGUUGCCUGGUUCCCACAUGACUGCGUCUGGCGUGCCUGGGUCAGUGUGUAUCACACCUGUGCUUGCCUCCACACUGAUAUCACACUUGCUGUGAGGGCUUCAUCCGCCCCUGCCCCAUCUAGUCAUAUCAGCUCUCAGCACGGCCACAGUGGCACAAGAGGCAGGGCAGGGAGGAGUUCCCUGAAGUUUUGGGCCACCUGGUAAACCCGCAUAGAACUUGGACUCUGUGCAGUGAACAGUUCUCCUGACAUGCUGGCCUCUACGACAGGUUGACCUGACUCUAGAGGGAAGGAGUCCUGGGAGGAGCUGUUGUUGCUCACUCUGCAAAGUGGUAGCCUGUGCCGCCAUUCCUCUGAGCCUGCUGUCCUAGACCUGCACCUCCAACUUCAGUGUUCCUUUAAGGCCAUCUUGAUUUUUGUGACUGUUGUUUCUGGCAAGAUCUUACUAGGUAGCCUAUUUGGUCUGGAACUCACUAUGUAGCCCAGGCUACCCUGGAAAUGGCUAUGUAGCCUAGGUUGGCCUCAAAAUCAUGACCUGCCUCAGCCUCCUAAGUGUCAGGUUUGUAGGCAUUAAGCCCUUUCCUGUUGCAUUAAUUCCUCGACGUUGAGCUUGGUCUCCAGCCAGAAGGCCCUAGGACAUUCCUAGGCUGUGCCGUCAUGAUGCUCACCCAUGCAUUGCCCCUGGGACUCGGGAGACUUUCAGAAGCAGGUUAAGUUAACUGAGCAGUGUGUGCAGGGCUCUGUAAGAUUCCUGACUGGGUAGUAGAUUCUUGUUUUGUGUGGCCCCACUGGACUUCCUGGGGUCCAGUGCAAGAAGACUGGUCAGUGCUUAGUCACAAUUGCAUCAUAAGCAAAGUUCUUAGCUUUUACCCACAACAUUCUCAGUUUUUUAAAUUUAAUAUCUCCUUUUUCCUGACCUUUCUGCCAAAAGAUGUGUCAUUUUCUUUGUAUUUUUAUUCUUAUCACUCUUUAUCUGAUGCUAAGUGUUUCCACUUAGUAUUUAAUAAUGUUUUCUAUUAUUUAUUAGCUUUUGAUGUAAAAAAAAGCUAGAAUUUGAUGGCAUUGAAUAAGGAAUUUUAUCAUCACUUAAACAUUUGUUUUUAAAACAAAUAGUGAACUUAAUAUAAAUUAGUUCAUUAAAGUAACUUUGUUACUGUAAACCACGUGCCUUUGGGGCCUCAGAAAAUCAGUCUGUACUCUGAUUAUGACAAGAGCCAGUUUCAUGCAGCUCAGACUAGCCGUAGACGAAGCUUUUCCUGAACUCUUCCGUGUGCUUCUGCACCCCAUAUAAUUGGCUCACAGGUGUGUGCCACUAUGCUUGGUGACAACUCACUUUAAAAAUAUUUCAUGAGACAGCAGUGGCUGUUCGCAUUUUAAGAAUUUCUCUUCUAAUGAACUAAAUUACUGCUUUAGUUUUUCCUGUUUUUGUGAGCUGCCACAUGGGUGCUGGGACUGAGCCAGGUCUUCUGCAGGAGCAGCCAGUGCUCUAACCGCUGAGCCCCAUAGUUUUUCUUAUUUUUGUAAACUGCUUGCUUUUAUUUUUUUCCACUUUUUUAGAGCAGUUUGUUUUCGAGCAUUCUGGAUUUCAGAUUUUCAGGUUUCUCUUAUUCAUUUCCUGAGUCUGCAAAGCUUUUCUGGUCUCCUUAAGUAUUUUAUAUUUAAUAAUUUAGGUUUUGUACUCCUUUUUUAAAGAUGCUGAGGAGCGAAUCUAGGACCCUGUACCUACAGUUUACAUCAGAAUUGCUGAGGUGGAAGUUUUUGAAGAUCCUCAUCCAAUUAUCCACUGUAAAUAUCAAAAGAAUUGGCCAAGCGACACACCUUUAAUUCGAGCACUCAGAAGGUCAAGGCAGGUAGAUCUAUGUGAGCUUGAGCCCAGCCUGUUCUAUGCUGCAAGUCCCAGACCAGCCAAGGCUAAAUAAUGAGACCUUGUUUUAAAAAGCUGUGGGGAGAGGGGUGGUUUGGAAAGAAGGUUCAGCGGUUAGAGCACUGGCUCUAACCAGGUUCAAUUCCCAGCAGCCACGUGGCAGCUCACAGCUGUCUGUAACUCCAGUUCCCAAGGAUCCAGACCCUUUUCUGGCCUCUGUGGGCACUGUAUCGAUAUAGUUCAUAGACAUAUAUAUAUACACAAAACACUCAUAAACCAGAAAGUGGCUUGGGCACAGCCCCUGACUAAACCACAGCCUUGUCUUUCCGCUCAGCAGGAAUACAUGCAGUGCUUACGGACACCUGCUUUCUCACGCCCUCACGAAAUCUAGACCACUGUCAGACUCAAAAGACUGUUAGGGUUUUAGAUUGGCUUUGUUUGUUUGCUUUGCUUUUGUUUUGUAAGCCACCAUUUAGGUUGUAGUUCUCUAUAGCAGCUACUCCAGAGUAGCUCCUCCAUGGCUUCCUCGGGUUUAUGUGCAGUUAUUAUAUCGAGCAUGAAUGCCAAGCAGGCCUUCAAGUUUUUUUCCCACCGUAUCUACAUCCGGCCAGAGAGCAUAUGAAGUUAAAAGAUAAUUUUGGUAUUAAGAUUCUUACCUGGGGGCUAGAGACAUGGCUCAGAGGUCUUGAGUUCAAUUCCCAGCAACCACAUGGUGGCUCACAACCAUCAGUAAUGAGAUCUGGUGCCCUCUUCUGGCCUGAAGGCAUACAUGCAGGAAGAACCCUGUAUGCAUAAUUAAUAAAUAAGUCUUUUUUUAAAAAAAGAUUCUUACCCAGGCCUGGUGUGUGUUUAAAACCCCAUCAUGUGGAAGUGGAAGCAGAAAGAUGAGGUCAUCCUUAGCUACAUACUGAGCUCAAGGCUGGCUUUGGCUACAAUGUCUUAAAAAGAGAAAAGAAAAAAAAGGACCUUUUUAUGACGUCCCUCAUUCCCUCAACUUCUGAUUGUGCUGUUGGCAUUAGGUGCAGUGUCAUGUACAUUACUACAGACAAUGAUUGUGUGCAGGCUCAGUCCCUUUCUUGAGCUGCAUGGAAUUUGUCAGCAUUGUAUUUAGGACGAAAAAGGCAGUGCGUGGAUACAUGGACACACUGACCUGUGACAUGGCAAGAACCAAACCACCAAAACACUUCCAUGUAGACUCGUAUCUCCUGGUGUGCCGCUUGGCUGCUCUCAGCUGCUCUCUGGCCCUGCCUUCCUACACGAAGAGACCAGAACACCUCUGCUGUGCAUUAGACAUGAAGAGCUGGGCAGAGUGGUACAUGCCUUUAGUCCCAGCGCUCAGGAGACAGAGGCAGCUAGAUCUCUGAGUCUGAGGUCAGCCAGGGCUACACAGAGAGAACCUGUCUUGGGGUCGGGGAGCACUGUUGCUCUUCCAGAGAACCCAGGUUUGUUUCCCAACACCCAAACUGCGGUUCACAGCUGCCCAUUUCUCCAGUUCAAGGGGAUCUUCCACCCUCUCUUGGCCUCUGGGCACUGCGUGCAAGCAGUGCACAGACACACAUGCAGGCAAAAUCAUACAAAUAAGAUAAAAAUAAAGCUUAAAGUUUGUAAGCUGAAGACUGGAGGGGAAGACAGUCUAUAACUUUACCUUUUAGAUCUUGUGAUGGGCUUUGACAGGUUAGGCGUCAUGGUUCACACCUGUAAUCUCAGCACUCCGGAGGCUGCGGCAGGAAGAUGGCAGGAUGAAGCUAAUUUCAUGCCGGCCUAACUUACAUAGUGAGACCUUAUCUUAAAAUAAAAAACUAAAUCCAGUGUGGUUCCCGGCUGACCCUGCGGAGCAUCCGAGUGAGUGUACCAAACAUACUCCCGCUUACAGAGCAAAAGUGUGGAUUUGAGCAAAAUGCAAUUUUGUAAUGUGAAAAUAAGUGAUUUUGUGAUGUUUGGAUAUUGUUGAUGUGAGUCCUAAAUAAAAUUAAUAACU